CUCUGUUGGACAGGGGCAUGAAUAUAAGAGGUGCUACUUGAUGAACGCGAGCAUCAGUUGAACUCGAGUCGUUCACUUGUUACUUUUGUUUUCAGCUUUCUGCAAAAUCCUCUCAAUUGCUGACAAAAUGCAUCUCUAUUUUUGGGUUUUAGGCUUCUUUUGUUUCUUCGAAACCGGAUAUGCUAACGUCAUCGAACUUCCCAGAAACAAAUUUGCAAACGUUUCAGUCGUCGGUGGAACCCCUGCCGCAGCCGGUGAAUUCCCAAAUUUGGUUGUGAUUCGCUACAACAGCAAACUUCGUUGUGGUGGGACUUUGAUUGGACAGUCUCAUGUCUUAACAGCGGCUCAUUGCGUUUACGGGUUUUCUGCCGCUCAAUCAAAAGCAUUAAGUGUGAUGACAAACACAUUAGACCUGAACGGUGGAGCAAACGCUAUCACCAGAUCGGUUAGGAAAAUUAUCACCCACGAAAGGUACAACCCCAAUAGCCAGAAUAAUGACGUCGCUGUGUUGGUGCUGAAUUCUCCCAUUCAAAACGUCAAGCUCGUUUCCCUACCGAAAGCGGCUGUCGUGCCAAAACCUACAACCAGGCCAACAACGAAACCAACGGCUGUUUCGGCUACAGCAACAACUAAACCUACAACCAGGCCAACAACAAAACCACCAGCUGUUUCGGCUACAGCAACAAGUAAACCUACAACCAAGCCAACAACGAAACCAGCUGUUUCGGCUACAGCAACAACUAAACCAACGACUAAACCAACGACUAAGCCACCGGUUGUUUCUGCUUCGCCUACAAUUAAAACGACGACGAAAAAACCCUUCAGCUCAACAGUAAGAGCUCCCGUCGUUGGUUCGUGUUAUUGCACUUGUGACCCGGGAGCAACGAAGAAACCGGCAGCAACGCGAAAACCUGCUUCAUUAUUCAGAAAAGCCAAUGUGGUAUUUAGCAAUUACGCCAACAUGCCAGCCAUGAUAGCUGGAUGGGGAACAACUUCAUCAGGGGGAAGCAUUUCACAGGUACUGCUAAAAGCUGGCGUCGAAAUUCUACCCAAUGCCGUGUGUAUCAAUCAAUAUGGCAGCAGUGAAUUCAUCGGGGCUAACAUGUUGUGUGCUGCUGCUCCGGGAAAAGACACCUGCCAGGGAGAUAGCGGUGGUCCAAUUUUCGUCAAAGGAAUUCAAGUGGGUAUCACCAGCUGGGGUUACGGCUGUGCUGAGCUGGAAUAUGCGGGCGUCUACACCCGAGUGUCGACUUACGUUCCAUGGAUUCAAACAGCUGUAGCCAAAAAUCCUGCUCCGGCAACAUCCGGGUAAAAAAAUAGCUCCGGAAUCUUUUAUUACGCAAAUAUUUAUUACGUCCCGAUGAAUUAUUUAAUUUAUUCAGAAUUGCUUACUUGCUCGUUUCACUAUGUAAAUGAGAGAAAACAAAGUAUGCAAAUGAAAAACAUACAAUAUUUAAAAUAGAGAGGGAGGGGAGGGAUUUCAAAAGAAACUUAUUCAAAGGGGAGGGGGGGUUCGAAAAAAUUUGCCUCAUAUUAGGGAAAGGGAUACCUGUGACGAUAGAGGGAGUGGGCAAAAUAAACCAAUAAAUUACCAACCACUUUUGCAUAGCGAAAAAAAAUAACAAACCAAUCAUAACGGAAUGUAGAAAUAAAGAUAAACAUCUUAAACAAAUUUUUUUGUAUUUUUUUUUUAAAUCUCUCAAGCAUUGAACGAAAAAAAUAAUCCGAUUCAUUUAUUUCUUAUUAUGGCAAUUUAGCCCCCACCGUGAUGCCUUCCCGCUAAGCAUGAAUGAUGAAAUAGUAGGUUAAGUGGUAGUUGAUGGUAGGACUACGUAGUCGUAGCUAUCCUGGAUUAAUUCACUAUAGGUGGAAGUGAAACUAUAACCAUACGUUGGUUCCGUAAGACAUCUCGUUUUAGUCCGUUUGCCAUCCGGCGCUGUUACAAUGGGCGACAGCC
Molecule: messenger RNA, 1957 nt
Organism: Daphnia pulicaria
Lineage: Eukaryota; Metazoa; Arthropoda; Branchiopoda; Diplostraca; Daphniidae
Product: trypsin Blo t 3-like
Exons: 8
Coding region: 128-1312 (394 amino acids)
Biological process (GO): proteolysis
Molecular function (GO): serine-type endopeptidase activity
Source: RefSeq, a predicted model, not a curated record